Juglans regia (Persian walnut) is the source of this 730-nucleotide messenger RNA. RefSeq lists its product as uncharacterized. The record is from RefSeq and is a predicted model, not a curated record. NCBI's taxonomy places the organism in Eukaryota, Viridiplantae, Streptophyta, Magnoliopsida, Fagales, Juglandaceae. Bases 17 to 700 code for a protein of 227 amino acids. The transcript has a single exon.
CAUUUGAUUAGCAACCAUGCUGAAGAGGUGCGUUCCUUUGGUGGGGUUCGGUCGGUAUUCCAGCAAUAGAGAAAGCAGUAUGAGGAAAGAGUUGGAAGGAGCUUCAGACGACAGAUCAUCUGAAUCUAGAGGGAAGAAAGAAGUGAGAGGAGCUUCCAUAUCCUUGGACGUGAGAUUACAGGCAAAAAAUAUUUACGUCAGAAUAGUUCAUGCAGGUGGGCGUGAGGAACUCUAUCCAAAUGCAAUUCCUGCAUCUAAGCUGAUGGAAAAAUAUCCCGGGAUGUCUGUUGCGCGGCCAGAAGUCUUCAAAAGUCCACACGAUUCCCUAUUAUGUCCGGAAGACAGUCUCUUGCCUGGUCAGAAAUACUAUGUAGUCCCAUCCUCAACUGUGCAGAAACUGAAGCAUAAACUCUGGAAGAAGGCCGAGGUAAAAGAACAUGUUGCAGUAAAAAAGGAGACUUGGGAUUGGAAGAUCACCAUAGAUGUAGGUGAGGUAGGUCUGGAGGAGCGUAUUUGUUAUGCAAAAGAUUUUUAUCAAUCCAAGGACACGACCGAAAAGUGCUCAAAAGACUCGAAACCUUCAACGAGGAAUCGUGUUAGAGGGAAAAAGCCUUUUGUACCUCCACUCCCAAAGGGAAAACCAAUCCGAGGAUUGGGGUGGGAGCCCAGCCUGACUUCUGUAUCGGAGCUCUCUCCCUGACUUUGUGUUCCUUCUUUCUCGAUGUUUCUC